GAAGCGCUCUGACGUCAUCGCUUCGGCUUAAAGAUGGCGGCGUUGGUCGCGCCCCGUUUGGCCAAGUUCGGCUCCUUUUCCACAAGGCCCCUGUGUGCGCUCACAGUCCAUCAGAAGAGUCUGCACAGUCAUGCCAAGAGUGACAGCACAGCCACGAGUGUGGUCCCGGUGCGAGAGAAGAGCACGGCGGUGGCUGCAGCCAAACCCUCGGCGGUCAGCAGCAAAGGAGAGUAUGUCAUCACCAAACUGGACGACCUGGUGAACUGGGCGCGCAGGAGUUCGCUGUGGCCCAUGACGUUCGGUCUGGCGUGCUGUGCGGUGGAGAUGAUGCACAUGGCGGCUCCUCGAUACGACAUGGAUCGUUUCGGGGUGGUGUUCAGAGCGAGUCCGAGACAGGCCGACGUCAUGAUCGUAGCAGGGACGCUCACAAACAAGAUGGCCCCCGCGCUACGCAAGGUGUAUGACCAGAUGCCUGAGCCACGCUACGUCAUCUCCAUGGGCAGCUGCGCCAAUGGAGGAGGUUAUUACCACUACUCGUAUUCUGUGGUCAGGGGCUGUGACAGGAUCGUACCUGUCGACAUUUAUGUUCCAGGGUGUCCCCCCACAGCCGAGGCGCUUCUCUACGGGACGCUACAGCUGCAGAAGAAAAUCAAGCGAGAGAAGAAGAUGCGGAUCUGGUAUCGGAAGUGAUCGUGUUUGUAAAUGUGUGUAUGUACAUGAUGUGUAAAUGUGUUCUGAUUUAUUUUGGGCUUUCAUGGCUCCUCUUCAUGUUCAGAGCGACAACAACAAACUUCAAUAAAGCCUCGACUGUCAUUUA
Molecule: messenger RNA, 817 nt
Organism: Boleophthalmus pectinirostris (great blue-spotted mudskipper)
Lineage: Eukaryota; Metazoa; Chordata; Actinopteri; Gobiiformes; Gobiidae
Gene: ndufs7
Product: NADH:ubiquinone oxidoreductase core subunit S7
Exons: 8
Coding region: 34-690 (218 amino acids)
Biological process (GO): mitochondrial respiratory chain complex I assembly; electron transport coupled proton transport; aerobic respiration
Molecular function (GO): 4 iron, 4 sulfur cluster binding; quinone binding; NADH dehydrogenase (ubiquinone) activity
Source: RefSeq, a predicted model, not a curated record